This is a messenger RNA of Aspergillus homomorphus CBS 101889, 1110 nucleotides long. RefSeq lists its product as uncharacterized. Lineage: Eukaryota; Fungi; Ascomycota; Eurotiomycetes; Eurotiales; Aspergillaceae. The record is from RefSeq and is a predicted model, not a curated record. The transcript is spliced from 5 exons. The coding region runs from base 1 to 1110 and encodes 369 amino acids.
AUGUCGACGACAAUAGUGCUCACCGGGUCUCUGGAUGCCAAAGUAUCUAGACCCGUCUUUCUGGGCGUUCUAUGGACAUUCACCGCAUCCUCGACGGUCUUCGUUGUGGCUCGCGUUGUUAUCCGACUGAAGACCUUCCGACGACUAUUUGUUGACGACCUAUUUGUGCUGCUCGCAUGGAUCCUCUCCGUCAUUACGGGCAUUGUUUGGCGCAUCAAAGCGCCGGUACUGUACGAGCUAUAUGCGCUUAGCGCUGGCAAAGCAACCUUCACGCCCGAUGUGAUACCGCAGUUGGACGCAUUGAUGCGAUUCGAGGCUCCCUUCAUGUUCCUCUUCUACACCACCUUAUGGUGUGUGAAGCUUUCUUUUAUGGCCUUCUUUUAUAAGCUAGGAUCCAAGAUUGAUACUCAUCGCAAGUGGUGGUGGGUCGUUUUGAUUAUUACAUUGGUCGUCUGGGUCAUUUCCGUUGGGGACAUUGACUACCAAUGUAGUCUCGGAGGGAUUGAAUUUAUCUUUGAACAAUGCAACAAGCCGUAUCACAUCCGCUGGCAGAAUGGGACCUUCUGGGCUAACUGUGCCGGAGACGUCAUCACAGAUCUACUCAUCCUCUCAAUUCCCACCCUUAUCGUAUGGAACGUCCGAGUCUCAUUCACCAAGAAACUGAUCCUCUUGGGUAUCUUCGCCACGACAAUCAUCAUCGUAGCCGUGGCCAUCAUUCGUGUCGUCACUAACCACGCCCUCGAUCACAACAUGGAUAUGACCUGGCUCUGGAUGUGGAGUUUCAUUGAAAUGGGCACAGCAAUUAUGAUCUCCUGUGUCGCCUCCUUCCGGCAACUCUUCGUCACAUCGCAGAAUCAGCACCUAUACGGCCAAUCCGCCUAUCAUUCCCCAGGAAAUCCCUUGCUGAUGGCCUUACGAUCAAGGCAGACUAGUGCACAUGCCGGAGGCGAUAAGCCCUGGCGGGACUACGGCGAUAGCUACUCACAGAAGAGCGAGACAGCUUUUGUUGUGGUCGACCAUGUGCAUUCCCAGGAGCGGAGCGAGGUCACCAGUAUAAGGACAGAGAGCGAUGCUGGUAGAGGGCGCUUUGUGGAGCAUGUCAGCUUGUAG